Messenger RNA from Seriola dumerili (greater amberjack), 1932 nucleotides. RefSeq lists its product as uncharacterized. The record is from RefSeq and is a predicted model, not a curated record. NCBI's taxonomy places the organism in Eukaryota, Metazoa, Chordata, Actinopteri, Carangiformes, Carangidae. Gene Ontology annotation, cellular component: mitochondrion. Gene Ontology annotation, molecular function: lipid binding; nicotinamide-nucleotide adenylyltransferase activity; nicotinate-nucleotide adenylyltransferase activity. Bases 123 to 1850 code for a protein of 575 amino acids. Gene Ontology annotation, biological process: NAD+ biosynthetic process. The transcript is spliced from 12 exons.
CUGCGGAACCAUCGAGCAACAGCUCCUUAGAUCCAGGGAGCGGAGAAAGUGUGACACACUUACCUAACACCAACAAUGUGAAAUGAAGGUUCUUUGACCAUGGUGUGAGAGGAUAAACCAAAAUGGCCAACCGCUGUGUUCCACUAGUUUUGUUAGCCUGCGGCUCCUUUAAUCCCAUCACUAACCAGCACAUGAGGCUGUUUGAGCUGGCCAGAGACCACUUGCACAGCACAGGCCAGUACCAGGUGGUGGGUGGCAUCGUGUCUCCAGUGAGCGACGGCUAUGGAAAGCAAGGCCUGGUACUGGCUAAGCACCGCAUUGCUAUGGCAAAGCUGGCACUGAAGAGCUCCAACUGGGUCACGGUUGAUGAAUGGGAGAGCCAGCAGCCAGACUGGACGGAGACAGUGGUCACUAUGAGGUAUCAUUAUCAGCGUAUUCUAAAGGAGUAUGAGCAAAGGAGCACAGGAAUGCACACCAACUCCAGCAGUAACGCCACUCCCCUCUCAAGCCCCCCUCCCCAGCUGAAGCUCCUGUGUGGAGCGGAUUUCCUUGACACAUUCAAGAUCCCUGGCUUGUGGCAGGACGAGCACGUGGAGGAGGUGGCAGGGCGCUUCGGCCUCGUCUGCGUCAGUCGAGGCAGACUGCAACCCGAGAGGGCAGUGCACGAUUCGGACACGCUCUCCCGCCACCAACAGAACAUUUUCCUGGUGAGGGAAUGGGUGAGGAAUGACACGAGCGCCACAGAGGUGCGGCGGGCUCUGAGACGGGGUCUGAGCGUGAAAUACCUGAUCCCAGACUCUGUGAUAGAAUACAUUCACCAGCACAACCUUUACACAGAGGACAGCGAGAGGAGAAAUAAGGGCACGGUGCUGAGGCCACUCACCAAGCAAGCACAACAGCCAGUGAACAGUCUGGAUGACGUUCUGCAUUCCAACGCCAGUAGCCGUCCUCAGCGGACCUCCUCAUUGACUGAAACUAAAGAAACCAGCAGAGACACAGCCAACAUGCCUGUUGAUCUGAACGGAUAUUGGAAAAUGAUUUCCAAUGAUAACUUCGAGGAGUACCUGAAGGCUCUCGAUGUAAAUGUUGCCAUCAGGAAAAUUGCAACCUUGUUGAAGCCUGACAAGGACAUCGUCCACGACGGGGACCACAUAAUCAUCAAAACCCUCAGCACCUUCAAAAACUACAACAUGGACUUCUAUGUAGGCAAAGAGUUCGAGGAGGAUCUCUCCGGAGUGGACGACCGGAAAUGCAUGACCACUAUCACUUGGGAAGGCGACAAGCUGGUGUGUGUGCAGAAGGGAGAGAUUGAAGGAAGAGGCUGGACCCACUGGGUGGAAGGAGAUGAGCUUCAUUUGAAUAAAAGCAGGGGGAGAACCUGCACCUUCCCCCUCCACUCACUGUCUAAAGUCUACACACAACAGUGUCAAGCAGCUGCCACCAUGCCUGCAGACUUCAGUGGCAAAUGGAUACUGGAAACCAAUGACAAAUUUGAGGAAUAUUUGAAAGUAUUAAAUAUUGACUUUGCUACAAGGAAAAUCGCCAUCUCCCUGUCUCAGACCAAAGUGGUUGUCCAGGAUGGAGACAAGUUUGACUUCAAAACACUGAGCACCUUCAGGAAUUAUGAGCUGGGCUUCACUGUAGGAGUGGAGUUCGAUGAGUACACCAAGGGACUAGACAACCGAAACAUCAAGAGUCUGGUGACCUGGGAGGGGGACAAGCUGGUGUGCACCCAGAAAGGAGAGAAGGCCAACCGUGGCUGGAAACACUGGAUCGAAGGAGACAAACUCUACCUGGAGCUGACAUGUGAAGAUGUAGUUUGUCUUCAGGUGUUCAAGAGAAAAGAAUAGAAAGCAAAUAUUUGUUUUAGUUUUCAUUUACUCGGUUAACAAAGUCUUAUGAACAACACAAAUAAAGGUGCUUUCCAGACAA